This is a messenger RNA of Cavenderia fasciculata, 1536 nucleotides long. RefSeq lists its product as uncharacterized. Lineage: Eukaryota; Evosea; Eumycetozoa; Acytosteliales; Cavenderiaceae. The transcript has 3 exons. The record is from RefSeq and is a predicted model, not a curated record. The coding region runs from base 1 to 1536 and encodes 511 amino acids.
AUGGAAGAUAAACACCAAGAUAUUAAAAAUAGAAAGAAGGUUUCUACUUCUACUUCUACAACUACCUCUUCACCAUCUCCUUCUUCUCCAUCUACGACGACAGCAGACAAAAAGAAUGUUAAACCAACUACAAAGACAAGAGUACAACAACAACAAUCUCAACCAAAGAAUGCAACAUGUAUAAGAAUCAUUGGUAUAAUAAUGAUUAUAAUCAUAACAUUUAUUGCAUGGAGUAAAUUUAAUCAAGUUGAUUAUGAUGUUAUCGAUCCAUCAGUAUUUUUAAAGGAUAUGCCACCUCCAUUGUUGGCUCAUUAUCAAAGUGGUACAAUGGUACCAGUCUAUGAUAAAUCAACUAGAAAGAUUAUAAAUGUAUUUGUAGUUCAGUCGGGUGAUCAAGAUGGUCGUCUAGUCUACGAGGAGGAUCUUGGUCGUAAACGUGUACCUGCCAAUGAAUCAGUGUUACUCGUUCAUGGUAGAACAUCUACUAGCUUUGCAUACCGUAAUGUCAUGGAACACAUGUAUAGAGAAAAUCUUAGAGCCGUUGCGAUUGAUCUACCAUGUUUUGGUUUCUCAAACAGUCUUGCCAAUUGUUCAGACUCUAAUCUUGCAGAUCGUCUCGCCGAUAUUAUGGACGCCAUUCAAAUGCCGUCGGCUCAUCUUUUCCUCUACGAUACUGGUGCUGUCAUUGGUAGCAUGUUAUUUGAUCGUUACCCAAAUCGUGUCAAAUCACUUUCCUUUAUUGACCCUUCCCUAGAUGUUGAUAUUGAUAAUCAACCAUUUUAUAUUAAAUAUGCAACAUUACCAUUUAUUAAUAGAGAAUUGGUACAACUUGCAACAAGUUCAAUCUUUUCAUCUUUGAGAUAUGGUUAUAUAACUAGUCAAGGUUCAAAUAUUAAUGUUACAAGAGAGAUUAUUGAUAGUUAUGCCUAUUCAUUAAGAUACAAAAAUAAUAUAAAUAAUUAUAUCAAAUCGAUCCAACAAUCUCAAAUGAAUCCUCAAGCUUCAUAUAAUCUUAGAAACUCUAGAAUCAACUAUGAUUCUGUCAUUGUAAAACAAGUUUUAUUAUCAACUAAAAUUUUACAAAGUCAUAAUAGUGAUUAUUUCCAAUCUAAAAUUAGAACUUCUUAUUCUCAAUUGAUGCAAGUUGAUUAUAUGAUGCUUGAAGAGUAUCCAAUUGGUAUUGCUCAAUAUGCAGCAUUUAUUGCUGAUACUUUAAAUCCAAAUGCUAGAAAAAUAGAAUAUAUUAAUAUUCCUACUGAAUCUCAUGGUGGUGGUCAUGGUCAUUCACAUGGUCAUUCACAUGGACAUGGACACUCUCAUGGUGGUGGUGCACAUUCACAUGGACAUUCUCACGGUGGAGGAGACCACGGUCACUCUCACGGUGGAGACCAUGGACAUUCUCAUGGUGGAGGAGAUCAUGGACACUCUCAUGGUGGUGGUGACCACGGUCAUUCUCACGGUGGUGGAGACCAUGGACACUCUCACGGUGGAGGAGACCACGGACACUCUCAUGGUGGCCAUAACUAUGGUCUCUAA